GGCGGGCGGUGACAACAACUCUAAGCAUAGAUUGAGGAUUAAUGGUGUAACAAAAGAGCAUAUUAUAUGAAGAGAGACGCAAUAUCGAGUGAUUUUCGAGAGCAAAAGGGGUCUUCACAACGUUGUAUGUUUGCUUAUUUGACUGUCAAACCAACCAACUGAAUGUAAAUUUUCGUUGUAUUUGGACAUUAGUUCUGGGGACACUUGAAAAGGGAAGCUGUUGAUCGGAAUUUUGCAUCAUGACAAAUGAAGAGGCAAAGGUGAUCCCGGUUCGAGUGGCCCUGCGGUGUCGCCCCUUAGUACCAAAAGAAAUCAACGAGGGAUGUCAGUGCUGCCUCACCUUUGUUCCAGGAGAGCCACAGGUCAUUGUUGGCACAGAGAAGGCAUUCACCUAUGAUUAUGUGUUUGAUCCCACUGCUGAACAAGAGGAGGUCUUCAGCACAGCUGUGUCCCCCCUCCUCUGUGGGCUGUUCAAAGGCUACCAUGCAACGGUUUUUGCAUACGGACAGACUGGAUCCGGAAAGACCUUUUCAAUGGGAGGAACAUUCACCUCAGCUCAGGAAAACGACCCUUCAGUCGGAGUGAUUCCCAGAGUUAUCAAAAAAAUCUUUGAAGAGAGUGAGAAGCGAACGGACUGUGAAUUCUCUCUUUCCGUCUCUUAUCUGGAGAUUUAUAAUGAAGAAAUAUUGGAUCUACUAUGUCCAUCGAAAGAUAAACCUGCCAUCAGCAUUCGAGAAGACCCUAAAGAUGGCAUAAAAAUUGUCGGGUUAACUGAGAGGAGGGUGUCUUCCGACCAAGAGAUGGUGAGCUGCCUGGAACUUGGAAACUCUGCUCGCACUGUAGGCUCCACGGCCAUGAACGCUGCCUCCUCACGUUCUCAUGCCAUCUUCACCAUCACCCUGGAGCAGCGCAGGGGCACAAACAAGGUGGAUUCGGUUGUUUCAAAGCUGCACCUUGUGGAUCUCGCUGGAUCUGAGAGACAAAAGAAAACCAAGGCGGAAGGGGAUCGUUUAAAAGAAGGCAUCAGCAUCAAUCGAGGCCUUUUAUGUCUGGGUAAUGUGAUCAGCGCCCUGGGAGAUGAAAGCAAGAAACACACAUUUGUUCCAUACAGAGACUCUAAGCUCACCCGUCUGCUCCAAGAUUCUUUGGGAGGCAAUAGCCACACCCUAAUGAUCGCCUGCAUCAGCCCCGCUGACUCAAACAUGGAGGAAACCAUCAACACGCUGCGAUACGCUGACAGAGCGCGAAAGAUUAAAAACAAACCUAUCGUUAACGUUGACCCCAGAGCUGCGGAAAUGAACCGACUAAAACAGCAGGUUCAGGAGCUGCAGGUGAUGCUGCUGCAUGCACGGGGAGGAGUGGCUCCUGCUCUUUCUGGGUCGGAGUCGGCAGAGAACGUGACGAAGCUGCUGGAAAGGAAUCGAGCUCUGAAGGAUGAGAACAGAAAACUGAGCAGAGAGCUGGGGGAGGCGGCUGGACAGACAGCUCUCAUGUUUGAGAAGAUCAUCAUGACUGAACAAGCAAACGAGAAACUGCAAAGCAAACUGGAACAGCUGCAGCACCAUGCAGCAUGCACUGUUGAUCUUGAGAAGUUGCUGGAGACACUGGAAGACCAGGAGCUGAAGGAGAACAUAGAAGUUAUGAAGAACCUGCAAGACAUCAUCUUAGAGCUGAAGAACGAGAGUGCGGACAUUGCUGCCUCCAUCGACGCCAUGGCUGCAGGGGAGGAGGCAGCUGAGGGGUGCGGGAGCGCCGAUAAAAGUGCAGAAGAUGAGUCCCCGUCGGACGGCGCUGCCAAAAAGGGGUCCCCGGAGGCCUUCACGGCCCAUCAUGCACUGCGGCAAGCUCAGCUCUCCAAAGAACUGAUCGAGCUGAACAAAGUGCUAAGUCUAAAGGAAGCCUUCAUGAGGAAGAUGUGUGAGAAUGACAGUCAGAUGGAUACGGUGCAGUCAGAGCACCAGGGGUUCGUCAGCCUUUCUCUCUGCGAGGCGACAGGCCGCAUUUUUAAACUUUCUGAAAAUGUCGUCCAACAGAGGAACGUCCACACUCUGCAGUCUGCAGUGGAUUCUUUGCAGAAGGAGAAAGAGGACCUGAUUCUGGCGCUUCAGUCUGCAAAGAAAGACACCAACCAGGCAAACGAGCAGCGCAGGAAGAGGCUGCAGGAGCUGGAGGCGCAGCUGGGGGACAUGAAGAGGAAACUUCUUGACCAGUCAAAACUGCUGAAAGUCAAAGAAUCGUCAAUGCAGAAAGUCAGCAAGCUCAUGCAGGAGAUACAGGCGAUGAAGACUCAGCGGACGCAGCUGAUGAGGCAGAUGAGGGAUGAUUCCGAGAAGUUCAGACAGUGGAAGAGCAAGAAAGACCGGGAAGUCCUGCAGCUGAAGGAGAAGGAUCGUAAAAGACAGUACGAGCUGCUUAAGCUGGAGAGGGAUUUCCAGAAGCAGGCCAACGUGCUGCGCCGCAAAACUGAAGAGGCAGCAGCUGCAAACAAGAGGCUGAAAGAUGCCCUGCAGAGGAGAAAUGAGGUGGCAGAGAAACGCAAAGACGUCCACAACAGGGGCACCGAGGGGGUUGCUGCACGAGUUAAGACGUGGCUUCUCAAUGAAGUGGAAGUGAUGGCCAGCACAGAGGAGGCCCGGCGCCACCUCAACGACCUGCUGGAGGACAGAAAGGUCUUGGCCCAGGAGAUCAACCACCUGAAGCAGCAGAUAGAGGCCGGGGACAGGCCCGCGCCCAAAAUUAGGCGCCGGACUCUGAUCAUCUCUGAGCUGGAGACCCAGGGGGCCUUGGAAACGCCUCUGGCCAAACAAGUGGAAAACCUGGAGACAGAAAUGGCCCUCAGGAAUGCCCAAAUAGCUGACCUGCAGCAGAAAGUGCUGGUGGCGGACGGCGAGGGCCGUUUAAAGCAACGCAUAGACGGAAUCACCAGCAUCGUGGACGCCAAGUGCGCGCUCAGGGUUCUGAUGACGGAGCUGAUGUCGGCCAAAACGGCGUCCUCCAAGCUGGAGAGCGAGAUGAAGCAGGAGAAGGCCAACGCGCAGGACUUGAGGAAGAUGCUGGCCGACGAGAGGAACGUCAUGUCCACCAUGGACAUGGAGCACCAGCAGCAGCUGGUGGAGCUGGAGCAGGGCCACCAAGAGAAGGUCCAUUACCUGCUGAACCAGCUGCAAAACAAGCCCAUCUUCGAAGAGUCGGAGGAGAAGAAGCAGAGAGAGGAGGCCAGCUCCAAGGAGAGGGAGCUGCUCCAGCGGCUCCGACUUCAGGAGGAGGAGCUGGAAAAGCUCCGAGCACUGAGUGAGCAGAAUCAGAAACUAGUGGAGGUGUACAGACAAAAACUGUCAUUGCUCCACAUGGCGAGUGGGAAGAAAGUCCUCCUGCCGACCAUUAGCAACGACAGGAGCCCGGACGACUCUUUUGAAUACGUUCCUCCAAAACCCAAACCCAAGCGCCUCACCACCGCCAAAGCAGCGGUGAGCACGGCCAUCAACGUGGCAGAGCUGAUGUCGCCCAGCGAGGACGAGAACGAGGAGGAAGAAGACGAGUGGCGACCCGAGAAGCCCGAGAAGGCGCGCCGACCCUCCAGGAGACCCAAACCGACGGGGUGUGCCUGCAAAGGUCGCUGCAGCAACAAGCAGUGCCGCUGCCGCAAAGGGAAGACGACGUGCGGGGAGAACUGCCAGUGCGACCACGAGAAAUGUCGAAACAUGGACAGCCAGGCGCCUGCUGAAGUACGGCUCCCUGACCCCGUUUCCCGGGGACACAGUGACGACAGUCAAACCGACAGCCUCUCCAGAGACUCCGCCUCUCUGCAGGAAAUGGCCACCGACAGCCCCGAGAACACCACCUUCUUCAAGCCUCCCUCCUGCACACCCACAAAGAAGGUGCUGAAGGAAAUCGGAGACAUCGGCCACACCUCUGCAGACCUGAAGUUGGUCGGAAGAUCAAUCUUUGGAGAAAAAGCCGAGGACGAGGAGGAAAAACAGGAGGACCAACAGUCAGUCAGCUUCCUGCAUAAGAAGAAACGGAUCCUGACCAGUUUUCAGAACAGCUUCUUCUCCGGCUGCACUCCGAUUAGAGAGGAACCCUAACUUAGACGUCAGUGUGUUGUCAUUUCCAUGUUUGUGUGUCGUUUUUAAUGUGGCGUAACUCUUGUGUACUGAAUCGGAAAAGUAGUCCGGAACAAGUCCCUGUUUUGUAGACGGUGGCAAAAGGACUGUGAAUAGCUCGAAACGUACUGAAACUCAAAAUGAGAUGAUCAGGAGGCCUGUACAUAACUUUUAAUGUGUCAUUAGAGUUUCACUGCUUUUAGCACCAGAGCUGAAUAAAGUCUUAGAGGCAAAUCUUAUAUUUGAAUGAAAAACAAUUGUUUUUUUUCUCCUUUUUUUGUGUUGUAAAAUAAUUUAUUUCAGUUUGUCUGUCGCUACUAAUAUUUUUACUCCUUACUGUUUCUCAGAUGUGGUUAUUAUGUGGUGGCAAACGUUUGUCCCAUUUCACAGUUCUAGGUAAGUGUACAUGUGGAUCUGACUGAGCAGUAUGAUGAAGAUACUUUUCUGCCUUAUCGAGCAGUAAAUUACACUAAAUAAAACCAGCCCGCUCCCCUCACGGUUUUCUUUUUCUUUUCUUCUGAUUUCUCCAACGUUAGUGGCUUUAGCUGGUUCUUUUUUCGUUGCUAACAUACUUUUAUUUGUCUCUUAAUUUUUUACAGCCGUAUAUAUAACAAAAGCCUUUUGUUUCCUUUGGUUAAUCAAAGCCUAAACUUCACAGCCUCUGGAUGGCUCGUUCGCACCUUCCACAUGUUCCACAUUUCUGUCAUUAUCAGGUCAAUAAAAUUGUGAAAUUAAUUCAGCAGUUGUUUAUGUGAGUGUGUCCUUGUUGAAUCAUUUAGAUAAAAGGCUUUCUGCGCACCCCUCUGACUGA
Molecule: messenger RNA, 4914 nt
Organism: Menidia menidia (Atlantic silverside)
Lineage: Eukaryota; Metazoa; Chordata; Actinopteri; Atheriniformes; Atherinopsidae
Source: the annotation of a GenBank genome assembly